GGGGAGGAGGAGACUCGGGCGCAGAGCGGGGGCCGCGAGAAGCGGGAAGGGAACGCGUGGAGCGGCGGGGCCGCGGCCGGCCCAAGGGCGCCCUCGCCUCGGAGCCCAGCGCCGGGACCGGGGCGGAGGCGGAGGCCAGCGGGGCUGCGAGCUCGGAGAAGUUUGGCAGCGGAGGGGCCGGGCGUCCCGGGGUCGCGAGGAAGCGGCUGCGGCUGCGGCGCGGGGACUCGGGCCAUGGGGGCGGGGGCGGGCGCGGAGGCGGCGCGGCGCGCGCGGAACCCCCGGAGCGGAGCGGCAGCCGCGGCGCAAAGUUAGCCCAGCGCCCCGGGACGAGCCUCGCAGCCGCCGCGGGCCCCGGACCCCGUCUCGGUCAUGGGCGAACACCCCAGCCCGGGCCCCGCGGUGGCCGCUUGCGCCGAGGCGGAGCGCAUCGAGGAGCUGGAACCUGAGGCCGAGGAGCGGCUGCCCGCGGCGCCGGAGGACCACUGGAAAGUCCUGUUUGAUCAGUGUGACCCUGGGAACACGGGCUACAUCAGCACGGGCAAGUUCCGGAGCCUUCUGGAGAGCCACAGCUCCAAGCUGGACCCGCAUAAAAGGGAGGUGCUCCUGGCCCUCGCCGACAGCCAUGCGGACGGGCAGAUCUGCUACCAGGAUUUUGUCAACUUGAUGAGCAACAAACGUUCCAACAGCUUCCGCCAAGCCAUCCUGCAGGGCAACCGCAGGCUAAGCAGCAAGGCCCUGCUGGAGGAGAAGGGGCUGAGCCUCUCGCAGCGACUCAUCCGCCAUGUGGCCUAUGAGACCCUGCCCCGGGAGAUUGACCGCAAGUGGUACUACGACAGCUACACCUGCUGCCCCCCACCCUGGUUCAUGAUCACAGUCACACUGCUGGAGGUUGCCUUUUUCCUCUACAAUGGGGUGUCGCUAGGUCAGUUUGUACUGCAGGUAACUCAUCCACGUUACUUGAAGAACUCGCUGGUUUACCACCCACAGCUGCGAGCACAGGCUUGGCGCUACCUGACAUACAUCUUCAUGCAUGCAGGGAUAGAACACCUGGGACUCAACGUGGUGCUGCAGCUGCUCGUGGGGGUGCCCCUGGAGAUGGUACAUGGAGCCACCCGAAUUGGGCUUGUGUAUGUGGCUGGCGUUGUGGCAGGGUCCUUGGCAGUGUCUGUGGCUGACAUGACCGCCCCAGUCGUGGGCUCUUCUGGAGGGGUGUAUGCUCUCGUCUCUGCUCAUCUGGCCAACAUCGUCAUGAACUGGUCAGGCAUGAAGUGUCAGUUCAAGCUGCUGCGGAUGGCUGUGGCCCUGAUCUGUAUGAGCAUGGAGUUCGGGCGGGCCGUGUGGCUCCGCUUCCACCCGUCGGCCUAUCCCCCCUGCCCUCACCCAAGCUUCGUGGCGCACUUGGGUGGCGUGGCUGUGGGCAUCACCCUGGGCGUGGUGGUCCUGAGGAACUACGAGCAGAGGCUGCAGGACCAGUCACUGUGGUGGAUUUUUGUGGCCAUGUACACUGUCUUCGUGCUGUUCGCCAUCUUCUGGAACAUCUUUGCCUACACCCUGCUGGACCUGAAGCUGCCGCCUCCCCCCUGAGGGCUGGAGGCCCAAGGUAGGGGAGGGGAGAGAAAAGCAGCACCCACAGGGAGCACCUGCAAGUUUUUUUCUCAUCACCAGCUCAGCGAGGCCAGGCAGGCAAGGACAGAAGACUCUGGGCCACUGAAUUGUUUGUGUUUAGAUUUGGACAGUGGAUACCUUUUUCUGAAAGGCACCUGGUGGAGGAGGAGAUGUGGCUACUGUGGUUUUUCUAGGCUGCUCUGAUGACGUGGGGCCAGGGUGAAGGUCUGGGUUGGGGGAGACUGGCCCUCCCUCCCCUGGGCUGGGCUUGUUCCACAGGGCCAGGGGUGCCCCUCAGUGCAGCAGCGUCUUCCUCAUCCUGUACCCUCAGAGACCCUGAGAGACGUGGGAAGACCCGAGGGUUGUUGUGGCCAGGCAUGGCCUCUCUCUAGCCAUGUGGUGUCCCCUCCACAGCUGCUGGGUCUGGAGCUCUGAUAAAGAGGACCUACUGGACAUGUCAGCUGUGACCUGGCUGAAACCAGGGUGCCCUCCUGGGCCGGUCAGUGGGCACUGGGGCAUGGUCUGUUGUGCCAGGGCUGGGCAGAGCAGGGAGGCUGCAGGCUCCAGGCCCCCUCUUGCCCUGGGGGUACCCAGUGAGAGGGAUCCAAGCAGGGGGAAUAAAUGUCAUCCCAAAUCCCACCCCGGAGAAGACAGACCGAGGACCAGCUUUAGACUUCUCCCUCCCUUUCUUCCAGAAUGUUGGCAUCUCACACUGGUGCGCCAGCCUCUGUGCCCAGCCUUGUUUUAGGGUCUUUUUCUUUGCUUUUGCUGCCCUGACCCUACUUUGUGCCUCUCUUUGGUUAUGGAGACAGUGUUUUGAUAUGUGUUUGCGUGUGUGUGUGCAUACGUGCGUGUGUGUGUGCGCGUGCGUGCGUGAUGGGAAAGGCAAUUGAGGCAAGUCAGUCCCUGCAGAGAAGGCACAGCAGAUGCAGGGGGUCAUGUGGGUGUCGGUGCGAGGUGGGAGACUAUGGUGUGCUGUGGUUGCUGACUGCCCUUGCCUGACAAAGCCUGUCCCCUUCUUUCCCAUCUCCUGUCCCUUCCACACCUGCCCCUGAGCAUCACUGACCGGCAGCAGAAUGGCCCUGCUGGAGGGAGAGCUCAGCCCUUCUGGGAUCCCCAGGUGCUGAGGUUUGCCAGGUUCAGCUCUUGUUUCCCUCUGGGAUGGCCUUUGUAUCCAAAAGAUUUCCGUCCUGUCUCCCUUGGGAGAGAAAGAGCUUUGGGGGCUCAAGAGAGGCUGGAGUAAGGACUGUUGAGGCCACAUGUCCAUUUGAGUUGGGACAGGAGGCUAUAGGAAGAGGAAUUCCAACUUAGGUGGAAAACUUUGCCUCGGGACAAUUGCUGGGUGCGUGGUUGAACCUGAGUGGGAGGGCAGCCAGUAAGCUCAGAGACUUGGCUGCAGGAGAGAACAUGGCCAUUAUCACAUCCACCCCACCCUAUCUCACAGGUGAAGAAAUGAGAUUGCAGGAAUGACCCUCCUAACAGGAGCUGGUGCAGGCCCCGAAUGGAGGGCAUGGGGAUGAUCUUUGACAAAAAAAUGAUACUCCCUUUAUUGGGCUCUUGGAAUUCUUAACCACUGACAGCCCAAAAGAACAAAGAAUAUCAGGCCUGGGAGGAGGCAGAGGGGCUGGGCGCAUCCAGAAACAGAGGCAGGAGCAUGGGGACUGUCUUCCUCCAGCCUCAUGCCCAUCCCAGCCCUUGAGCAUCGCGAGGUCCAGGGUUACUCAGACUGGGCAUUUGGGGUCUUGGGGAAUGGUGGCUUCCCAUCCCGGUGAGUACAUGUAAAAGGGCUCACUCACUCACUGGCAGGCUAGGCUCAGCCUUUCCCCAUCUUGGCCCAACGCUAACUAGCUUGCCCUGGCCUCAUGUAUAGCUUCCCUGGCCAGUGUGGUGCUGUGGGUGGCAGUCUGAGGCACUAUGGGGGCAUGUCUUGGGUGGAGUUGCGUCAGCCUGGGCUGUCUCGUGUGUGCCCUGCCUGCUGUUCUCUGCCCUAGUGAUAGAAAGGUGUAGAUGGAAGAGUCAGCACCUCAGAGGAGGAGGAUCUGCGGCUGUGGAGCUGGGCUCAGGGAAAAUCAGGGGAGGAUGCAGAAGGAGCCAGGACGUUGCUGCCUCUGCCCUGGGCUGCAGCUACAGUAAGCCUAAGAGCCAUGUGGUCCCUUCCUGGAGGGUGGAGAAUCCCCUUCAGAUUCCUGUCCUGGCCUCUGGGGCUUCUGGGGUGUGGGUGGAAUGAGCAGAGUGCCACCUCUGUCUGGUAUGACCUGGAGAGGGGGCUUCCUUUCUUAGGGGCAAGAAGGCAAUGAACUAGAAGACUCUAGAAAGCCCUCAAAGAAGCGCUGAGUUCCCUCGGGGCCUCCCACAAAAGCUUGUUACGAGAAAGACAGUGGAGGCAGAAUCGUGUCUCCCACCAUGUUAAGUGUGUCCUCUGCUACGAGGGACCCUCAUCUACACCUUAGACCAGCAGCCCCAGCCCUUCCCUGUCAGGGCACCCACCUCCACCACCUCUUCCAACCAUGACUUCUAAGCAGAGCCACAAGCUGAAGUCAUAGGGUCACUUCAGCAGACCCAGGCCUCUCCUCAGGUCAGGAGGCAGCUGUAUGGUCAGAGGGGUUCACUCGGUGGCAUCUGGCCUUCUCCUCAGCAGGUCCCACCACCCUCCUGGUAGCACUUCCCCUGGCCAAGGCUGGCCAUGUCUUCCCUGCCUCCUUCCUUAUCCCAGUGGCUGCUGCCUGGAGGGUGGUGUAUAUAUCUUCAGGCUGGUGGAGGUAGGUCAGCCUUUUAUCCACAGCAUACAGAAACUAAAAGCUGGGGAAUCCCCAAACAGCAGCCGUAGACUCACUGGCUCACUCAUUAAACGGGAGAGGAAUCACAGAAACUGGGGAAGGGAAAACAAACCUUCAAAGGAGAAAUUUCGCUUUAAUGACACUAUUCAUCAUUCAUUUUUUAAUUAGGAAAAGCUCCCUAAUGAGGCUCGUUUGCCAGCUAAUAGGACUCUUGAUUUUGAUGAGAACCAUUCUUGCCCAGAGGAUUAGGGGAGCCACUGCUCCCCAAGCCAAGGUCUUCCCCCAGUGUCCAAUUUAAUCUGCAAAUACGUAAUGCCGAUUCCCUGCGCGCCCUGAAAGCCCUUUCCUGGCAUCACUCACGUUGCUUCCGGUGCUGGCUGGAAAGCACGGUUCUCCUCUGCCUUAAAAACAGUGCCCCUCCGUGAACUGCCCCUCCGAGGACUUGCGUAAGUGGAAAAAACAAAACACAAACUGCAAUGUUUGUUUCUAAGUAUUUUUGUAUUGUGUACAUUCUGUAUAUUUUUGUUGUAACAUAUUAUUUGAGCACAGAUUCCAUUAAAGAUUUUUUUUUCCAAGC
Molecule: messenger RNA, 4962 nt
Organism: Saimiri boliviensis boliviensis (Bolivian squirrel monkey)
Lineage: Eukaryota; Metazoa; Chordata; Mammalia; Primates; Cebidae
Gene: RHBDL3
Product: rhomboid like 3
Cellular component (GO): membrane
Molecular function (GO): calcium ion binding; serine-type endopeptidase activity
Source: RefSeq, a predicted model, not a curated record